CCCCCCCCCCCCUCCUCCCCAAUCUCCAUCCAUCCGUCUCGCAAUCAGCCCAAGUCAAGAAAUCAAGCAGAGAGAAAGGGAUUGAGAUCCUCGUCGAUGUCGAUGGAGGGGUCGUCGUCGCAGAAGAAGGAGAUGGAGAGGGGCACGGAGAGACCGUUGGGGAUGGGGAAGGUGUGCGGGAAGGAGGAGAAGGUGGUGGGGAUGAAGAAGGCGCCGGGGAGCUGCCCGUACUGCGGCGGCGGGGUGGCGGCGACGGACGUGGAGGCCAAGCUGCUGCUCUGCUUCCUGCCGCUCUGCCGCCGCGCCAAGCGGAGGUUCGCAUGCACCGCCUGCGCACGGCGACUCGUCACCUACCCCGCCAUCCUCCAUGACUAGCUCCUUCUACAUCCUCCUUCAUUUACUUCCCGUUGGUUAAUUCCUUCUCCCCAGAUUCGCUCGCUCUUUCUAUCGAUCGAUCCCCUCCUGCGCGCUUGCAUGCAGGCGGAACAACUGAAACUAGUUGAUUUUAUUGAUCUUGAGGGUAGCGGCAGUGGCACAAGGACUGAAGAUCGAUCAUCGCUUCUUUUUUUUUCUUGUUCCCCGAGAACAAUUGUUAAUGCUAGUGGAAGUAUUACGGAUUACUAGUAAGUACUGUGGUACUCAUGGUAGAAUUGGGUUGAUUGAUUGAUUAGCGGCCUGCUUGUUUUCGGUGGAUCGACCGGGGACUAGACGUUGUUCCUCGUGGGCCGUGGCCAACCAAAAUAUACCAGGCAGGUUGAGUGAGAAUGGCCGGCGGCCCUUGCUAACAGGCUGCAUCGAGUUUUGCUGGUGGUGGUGGUGGUGGAUGAUAUCGAAGGAAGCCGUGUCAAUUUUUGUUUUUUUUAUUA
Brachypodium distachyon (stiff brome) is the source of this 866-nucleotide messenger RNA. RefSeq lists its product as uncharacterized. The transcript has a single exon. The record is from RefSeq and is a predicted model, not a curated record. The coding region runs from base 97 to 375 and encodes 92 amino acids. Lineage: Eukaryota; Viridiplantae; Streptophyta; Magnoliopsida; Poales; Poaceae.